UGCACUAGUUCAGCAGUGCAGCUAAAAAGAACAGACCUAUUGUGAUCACAUAGUACACGGGACAGAACCCCGGGGGGGGGAGGGGCGAAGCGGGCUGAAAACGAUGCGUAUGUGUCCGGGGCUCCUUAAGGGAUUCUCACCCUCUCGCCUAGAUCUCCAUUUGUGUGGAAAAUUUGUGUAAAAUUAUUAAACUUCUUUUGUUAUUAACUUUUUUAAUAAACAAUGACAGACGAGUAAAACCUUCUGUACGUUACUUAAGGUCCUCUAUAACAUAUGUUAAAGUGAACAUGAACGGAGCUGCUUCUCCUAAUAUAUAUAAUUACACGAAAAAAUCGAUAUCUCGAAAACCAAUAGAGAUAUCGAUUUAAAACUUUCAGAUUCUUUUUUCCCAUCCAAAAUCCUAUAAGAAUCCACUGUCACACUUUGGGACCACGAAAAUUAUAAUCUUGCCGAAGAUCCGGAAAACUAUGUUGGAAAACAAUAGUUAUUGUAAAAAAAUAUGAAGGGUGUAUUAUUAUGAACGUUUUAGUUUAUACCGGUUCUGCGCGAGAUAUACCACAAGACGAUCCAAUUGGUGUUGCGGGCGCUGUUGUAAAAAAACUGAUGCAAAAUUAUCAAAGAAAAAAUCAUCUUUUGUAUACCGAUAAUUGGUACACCAGUCCAAAGUUAGCGGCUUAUUUGGUCCAAAAUGGUAUAGGAUUAUGUGGCACUGUGAAAAACAACUGAAGACAUUUCUCUAGAUUUACAAGACUAAGGCGCGGUGAAAUAAAAUGGAAAAAGUUUAGAAAAAUUUUAGCUCUGAAAUGAAAAGAUAAAAGAGAUGUUCAUUUUAUCACCACAUUUCAUAGAGGAAGAUUGGUGGAUAGUGGGAAAGUGAAUCAUCGGACAAAUGAAAGAAUUAUGAAACCAGACUGUGUGCUUGAUUAUACAAAAAAUAUGAGACUAGUUGAUAAAGCUGACAUGCAGUUGUCUUUUGUUGAAUGUGUCCGUAAAUCUGUGAAGUGGUACAAAAAAUUCUUUUUUCAUUUGUUGGAUUUGUCAAUUUUGAAUUCGUACAAUUUGUAUUUAGUUAAAACAGGAAAUAAUACCUUGCCACUGAAACAUUUUAUAAGGAAUAUAAUUCGACAAAUUUUAGAGACAUGGUACUCUUACUGCAGUUAGUCUGGUACAAGAAGCGGAGAACACCUUGACCGUUUAGCUGCAACAAAUUUUAUGGAAAGGCAUUUCCUGGAUAAUGUUCCGCCAACUGUUGGUAGAAGAAAAGGACAACAAAUAUGUCAUGUUUGCUCUCAUACUAAUAGAGGUGAUCGAAAGCGAAAAUAUGUUACAACAUGGUGUCCAGAAUGUCAAGUAGGACUUUGUGUGGGAAAUUGUUAUAAAAUUUAUCACACCAGAAAAAAGUUUUGAAAGAAAAAUUUUGA
Messenger RNA from Ooceraea biroi (clonal raider ant), 1421 nucleotides. Its product is annotated as piggyBac transposable element-derived protein 4-like. The record is from RefSeq and is a predicted model, not a curated record. NCBI's taxonomy places the organism in Eukaryota, Metazoa, Arthropoda, Insecta, Hymenoptera, Formicidae.